Menidia menidia (Atlantic silverside) is the source of this 6421-nucleotide messenger RNA. NCBI's taxonomy places the organism in Eukaryota, Metazoa, Chordata, Actinopteri, Atheriniformes, Atherinopsidae. The record is from the annotation of a GenBank genome assembly.
UGAGAGCGCUCCACAGAGUAGAUCAGGAAAAGGGAAGGGAGUGGGAGACAGAUAGUUAAUGUAGGAAAUAAACAUAAAUAAUCCGCUCUAAAGGCAGUCGACAACAGAGGUCGUUGGAGUAUCGCCUCCGGAGACUUUCCGGUCACCGUUGGCGGCCUGACCAGAACCUUGGUGACAAUUUAAAGGCUGUUCCUGCUCACAAAGCGGCGUGCCGAGGAAGGACGCGUCUCUUUGAAUAGACAGGAUGCACGGACCGCCCUCCGGCGACAGCGCAUGCCCAUUGCGCACGAUCAAGAGAGUUCAGUUCGGCAUCAUCAGCCCAGAUGAGCUUAAACGGAUGUCAGUUACUGAAGGGGGUAUCAAGUACCCGGAAACAACUGAAGGAGGACGUCCUAAACUUGGUGGCCUUAUGGAUCCAAGACAAGGGGUCAUAGAGCGCAGUGGAAGAUGUCAGACAUGUGCAGGCAACAUGACAGAAUGCCCAGGCCACUUUGGCCACAUAGAACUGGCAAAGCCAGUCUUCCACGUCGGCUUCAUUACAAAAAUAAUGAAGGUUCUUCGAUGCGUCUGCUUUUUCUGCUCCAAGUUAUUAGUGGAUUCGAACAAUCCCAAGAUUAAGGACAUCCUAGUUAAAUCUAAAGGGCAGCCGAGGAAGCGUCUAACCCAUGUGUAUGAGCUGUGCAAAGGCAAAAAUAUCUGUGAAGGAGGGGAGGAGAUGGACAACAAAUUUGGCAUGGAGCAGCAAGAGACAGAGGAGGAUAUCACCAAAGAAAAGGGCCAUGGUGGCUGUGGGCGCUACCAGCCACGCAUCCGGCGCUCGGGCCUGGAGCUUUAUGCCGAGUGGAAGCACGUCAAUGAAGAUUCCCAGGAGAAGAAAAUCUUGCUGAGCCCCGAGCGCGUGCAUGAGAUCUUCAAGCGCAUCUCAGACGAGGAAGACGUAAUCUUGGGUAUGGACCCCAAGUUCUCCCGACCAGAGUGGAUGAUUGUUACCGUGUUGCCUGUCCCCCCACUGGCCGUGAGGCCGGCUGUAGUCAUGCAGGGCUCUGCUCGCAACCAGGACGACUUGACCCACAAGUUGGCCGACAUUGUCAAGAUCAACAACCAGCUGAGAAGAAACGAGCAGAGUGGCGCGGCCGCACACGUCAUAGCUGAGGAUGUGAAGCUGCUUCAGUUCCACGUGGCCACCAUGGUUGACAAUGAGUUGCCAGGCCUGCCAAGGGCCAUGCAAAAGUCUGGUCGUCCUCUCAAAUCCAUCAAGCAGCGACUAAAGGGGAAAGAGGGGCGAGUAAGGGGUAACCUUAUGGGCAAGCGCGUGGACUUCUCAGCCCGAACCGUCAUCACCCCAGACCCCAACCUCCAAAUCGACCAAGUUGGUGUGCCACGAUCCAUCGCAGCCAACAUGACUUUCCCAGAAAUUGUUACACCCUUUAACAUCGACAGGUUGCAAGAGCUGGUGCGAAGAGGCAACAGUCAGUAUCCUGGAGCCAAGUACAUCAUCCGUGACAACGGGGAUCGAAUUGACCUGCGAUUCCACCCGAAACCAAGUGACCUUCAUCUGCAGAUUGGCUACAAGGUGGAAAGACACAUGUGCGAUGGUGACAUUGUCAUCUUCAACCGUCAGCCUACGCUCCAUAAAAUGUCUAUGAUGGGGCACAGGGUUCGGAUUCUGCCUUGGUCCACCUUUCGACUCAACCUCAGUGUCACCACCCCAUACAAUGCUGACUUUGACGGGGAUGAGAUGAACCUCCACCUGCCCCAGUCCCUCGAGACGAGGGCAGAGAUUCAGGAGCUGGCCAUGGUGCCACGUAUGAUUGUCACGCCCCAGUCCAAUCGGCCAGUUAUGGGCAUCGUGCAGGACACUCUCACGGCUGUUCGCAAAUUCACCAAACGAGACGUCUUCUUAGAGAGGGGGGAAGUGAUGAACCUCCUGAUGUUCCUCUCCACCUGGGACGGCAAAAUGCCUCAGCCCGCCAUCCUCAAACCUCGUCCACUGUGGACGGGAAAGCAGGUUUUCAGCCUUAUCAUUCCAGGACACAUCAAUGUCAUUCGAACGCACAGCACCCACCCAGACGAUGAAGACAGCGGGCCCUACAAGCACAUUUCUCCCGGUGACACCAAGGUCAUCGUGGAGAACGGGGAGCUGAUCAUGGGCAUCCUGUGUAAGAAGUCUCUGGGGACUUCUGCUGGCUCUCUCGUCCACAUUUCCUACCUGGAGAUGGGCCAUGACAUCACCAGGCUCUUCUACUCUAACAUUCAGACGGUGGUCAACAACUGGCUACUCAUUGAGGGUCACUCAAUUGGUAUUGGUGACUCCAUUGCUGAUGCCAAGACGUACCUUGACAUCCAGAAUACCAUCAAGAAAGCCAAGCAGGAUGUGAUAGAAGUCAUCGAGAAAGCUCAUAACAACGAGCUGGAGCCAACCCCCGGCAACACGCUGAGGCAAACCUUUGAGAACCAGGUCAACCGUAUCCUCAACGACGCUCGUGACAAAACCGGAUCCUCUGCCCAGAAAUCUCUGUCUGAGUACAACAACUUCAAGUCCAUGGUGGUGGCUGGCUCUAAAGGGUCAAAGAUCAACAUCUCACAGGUUAUUGCGGUGGUGGGGCAGCAGAACGUGGAGGGUAAACGAAUCCCGUUUGGCUUCAAGCACCGAACUCUGCCCCACUUCAUCAAAGACGACUAUGGUCCAGAGAGCAGAGGCUUUGUGGAGAACUCCUACCUGGCUGGUCUGACUCCAACCGAGUUCUUUUUCCACGCCAUGGGAGGCAGAGAGGGUCUGAUCGACACAGCUGUAAAGACAGCUGAGACGGGUUACAUCCAGCGUCGUCUGAUCAAAUCUAUGGAGUCUGUGAUGGUGAAGUACGACGCCACCGUGCGGAACUCCAUCAACCAGGUGGUCCAGCUGCGCUACGGCGAGGACGGCCUGGCGGGAGAAAAUGUGGAGUUCCAGAAUCUAGCGACGUUGAAACCCUCACACAAAGCCUUUGAGAAGAAGUUCAAGUUCGAUUGCACCAAUGAGCGCGCGCUGAGGCGAGUGCUGCAGGAAGACGUGGUGAAAGACGUGCAGACCAACGCGCACGUGCAAGGUGUUCUGGAGCGGGAGUUUGAGAAGAUGAAAGAGGAUCGGGAGAUCCUGCGUGCGAUUUUCCCCACCGGGGACAGCAAGGUCUGCGCCGUCCGCCGGCCGUUCUCCAGUCGGGGUCCAGACGGCGACUCUCAUGCUGCUCUGCCCCCCUCUUCCCCGCAGGUGGUGCUGCCAUGCAACCUCGCAAGAAUGAUCUGGAACGCGCAGAAGAUCUUCCGAAUCAACACUCGAACCCCCACUGACCUGAAUCCUUUAAAGGUGGUCGAAGGCGUUCACGAGCUGAGUAAGAAGCUGGUGAUCGUGAACGGCGACGACCCUCUGAGCAGGCAGGCCCAGCAGAACGCCACGCUGCUCUUCAACAUCCACCUGCGCUCCACGCUCUGCUCCAAACGCAUGACCGAGGAGUUCCGCCUCUCCACCGAAGCCUUCGAGUGGCUGCUGGGGGAGAUCGAAACCAAGUUCAACCAGUCCAUCGCUCACCCGGGCGAAAUGGUGGGCGCUCUGGCCGCCCAGUCGCUGGGAGAGCCCGCCACCCAGAUGACACUGAACACCUUCCACUACGCCGGCGUGUCAGCCAAGAACGUCACGCUGGGCGUGCCUCGUCUAAAAGAGUUGAUCAACAUCUCCAAGCGGCCCAAGACGCCCUCGCUGACCGUCUUCCUGCUGGGUCAGGCGGCACGCGACGCCGAGAGGGCCAAAGACAUCCUCUGCCGGCUGGAGCACACCACGCUGCGCAAAGUCACGGCGAACACCGCCAUCUACUACGACCCCAACCCGCAGAACACGGUGGUGGCCGAGGACCAGGAGUGGGUGAACGUCUACUACGAGAUGCCCGACUUCGACGUGACGCGCAUCUCCCCGUGGCUGCUGCGCAUCGAGCUGGACCGCAAGCACAUGACCGACCGCAAGCUGACCAUGGAGCAGAUCGCAGAGAAGAUCAACGCGGGCUUCGGAGACGACCUGAACUGCAUCUUCAACGACGACAACGCCGAGAAGCUGGUGCUGCGAAUCCGGAUCAUGAACAGCGACGAGAACAAGUUCCAAGAGGUGGGUGUUGGCGGGCAGUUCCCGGCGGGGGUUGUCCGUGUCCGGUCUCAGGGAAACAGUUUUGACGAGGAGGUGGUGGACAAGAUGGACGACGACGUCUUCCUGAGGUGCAUCGAGUCCAACAUGCUCACGGACAUGACUCUUCAGGGCAUCGAGCAGAUCAGCAAGGUCUACAUGCAUUUGCCUCAAACUGACAACAAGAAGAAGAUCAUUAUCACCGAGGACGGCGAGUUCAAGGCCCUGCAGGAGUGGAUCCUGGAGACGGACGGAGUGAGCCUCAUGAGGGUGCUCAGCGAGAAGGACGUGGACCCCGUCAGGACCACCUCCAACGACAUCGUGGAAAUCUUCACGGUACGAAAAGCAUCGACUCGCCUCCACAGAAACCCGCGAUUUCUCCGUCCUCCGUCCGCCGCGUUUUUAACGAUAAACUGCUGCUCUGUGUCGAAGGUUCUGGGGAUUGAAGCCGUGCGAAAGGCCCUGGAGAGAGAGCUGUACCACGUCAUCUCCUUCGACGGGUCCUACGUCAACUACCGCCACUUGGCCCUUCUGUGCGACACCAUGACCUGCCGCGGCCACCUGAUGGCCAUCACGAGGCACGGCAUCAACCGGCAGGACACGGGGCCGCUCAUGAAGUGUUCCUUUGAAGAGACGGUGGACGUGCUGAUGGAGGCGUCGUCGCACGGCGAGAGCGACCCGAUGAAGGGCGUGUCGGAGAACAUCAUGCUGGGCCAGCUCGCCCCGGCGGGGACGGGCUGCUUCGACCUGCUGCUGGACGCAGAGAAGUGCAAAUACGGCAUGGAGAUCCCCACCAACAUCCCCGGCAUCAGCGUGGCUGGACCCACGGGGAUGUUCUUCGGUUCUGUGCCGAGUCCGAUGAGCGGGAUGUCCCCCGCCAUGACCCCCUGGAACACGGGCGCCACCCCUGCCUACGGCGCCUGGUCUCCGAGUGUCGUGCCUGACAUCUGCCUCCCUUCCCUUGCUCCCACAGGAAGCGGCAUGACCCCGGGAGCAGCGGGUUUCUCUCCCAGCGCCGCGUCGGACGCCAGCGGCUUCUCUCCUGGGUACUCCCCGGCCUGGUCUCCCACUCCCGGGUCGCCCGGGUCUCCAGGACCUCUCAGCCCGUACAUCCCCUCCCCAGGUGGAGCCAUGUCACCAAACUACUCCCCCACCUCCCCUGCGUACGAGCCCCGUUCCCCCGGAGGCUACACCCCUCAGAGUCCGGGGUACUCCCCCACGUCCCCCUCCUACUCCCCCACCUCUCCCUCUUACUCUCCCACCAGCCCCAACUACAGCCCCACAUCUCCUUCCUACUCGCCCACCUCUCCCAGUUACUCCCCAACCUCUCCUUCCUAUUCUCCCACUUCUCCCUCUUACUCGCCCACGUCUCCCUCUUACUCCCCCACCUCCCCGUCCUACUCCCCCACGUCUCCCUCUUACUCUCCCACCUCCCCGAGCUACAGCCCCACGUCGCCCAGCUACAGCCCGACAUCGCCCAGCUACUCGCCCACCUCCCCCUCCUACUCGCCCACCUCGCCGUCUUACUCCCCCACGUCUCCUUCCUACUCCCCCACCUCCCCCUCGUACUCCCCCACCUCUCCCUCCUACUCGCCGACCAGCCCGAGCUACAGCCCCACAUCACCAAACUACACCCCCACCUCCCCCAGUUACUCCCCGACCUCGCCCUCCUACUCCCCAACAUCGCCCUCUUACUCCCCAACUUCCCCCAACUACACACCCACCAGCCCCAACUACUCCCCCACCUCCCCCUCGUACUCCCCCACCUCUCCGUCCUACUCCCCGUCCAGUCCGCGCUACACCCCCCAGUCGCCCACCUACACGCCCAGCUCGCCGUCAUACAGCCCCAGCUCGCCCUCUUACUCCCCCACCUCGCCCAAAUACACCCCGACGUCUCCCUCCUACAGCCCCAGCUCUCCAGAGUACACCCCCACCUCCCCCAAGUACUCCCCCACCUCGCCGAAGUACUCCCCAACGUCGCCAAAGUACUCGCCCACUUCUCCCACCUACUCCCCGACGACCCCCAAAUACAGCCCCACCUCUCCCACCUACUCCCCCACGUCCCCCACCUACACCCCCACCAGUCCCAAAUACUCUCCCACCUCCCCCACCUACUCCCCCACCUCGCCCAAGUACUCCCCCACCUCUCCCACCUACUCGCCCACUAGUCCCAAAGGCUCCACCUACAGCCCCACCUCGCCCGGGUACAGCCCCACUUCGCCCACCUACAGUCCGGCCAUCAGCCCCGACGACAGCGACGAGGAGAACAACUGA